Molecule: messenger RNA, 1881 nt
Organism: Trypanosoma conorhini
Lineage: Eukaryota; Euglenozoa; Kinetoplastea; Trypanosomatida; Trypanosomatidae
Exons: 1
Coding region: 1-1881 (626 amino acids)
Source: RefSeq, a predicted model, not a curated record
AUGGAUCGUCGCAAGGGGCCCGCUACUGCCGCGCUUGGCAGCAGCGGCAGCGGCGGCGACGAGCAGCCCGGGCAGAGUGUACAGCAGCAGCAGCCGCGGGAUGCGGCGGGGAGGGAGGGCGCCGAGGAACCCGGCGGCGCCGGGCCCGAGCGGCAGCUGUUCUACCACGUGAAAAUGAACGAAAUAACGAACGCGCUGCUGGUGCCGGCUGAGAUGCUGUCUGCGAAGCUGCAGCCGAGGACGUCCCUCGCUGCCGCGGAGGGAUAUGCAGCCUCGCAAUUGGGCCGCGAGGAGGAGGGCGACCACAGCAGCGUCAGCAGCAGAAGCACCGGCAACGGAAAGUUGUGUGAGGCGAUGCCCGCCAGCUUCUCGGCGCGGCCCAACCGGGGCUGCAACACGCUCAAGGCGUCUCUGCUGCAGUCCCCAGAGAACACGUAUUACGUGGAGGACACCCUUGUGAUUGGUUCCAUGGGCAGGCGAGGUGGUUUAGUUGAGCGCGGCAACUCCGCUGCCAACGAGCAGCAGCGACAAGGCAGCCUAACAUCCCCUGCGCGGGAGCCUGCUUCCAGUCCUCCGAUACCCAUUAAAGGCCUACCGCUUCCCGUGGUGCGCUCCCCCUUGUCAUCGUCGUGGGGGCAGGGGAGCGAAGUGCCGUGCGGCUCCUCCCUGCGGGGGGUGACGUUUCAUGUGCAACGACCGUCCCGAGUCGAGCGCGGCGUUGAUAACUCCUCGGGGGACAGCGUGAGGCUUGAGGAGCCGCUGCUCGCGGAGGAAGUGAGUGCUGGAAAGAAGUCCACCGUGAAGAAGAAGCGGGUUCACUUUCCUGAUAAUGUGAUCAAGUCCGUGUCGGUUGUCCAGGCAGACGAUCAGCUACGGCUGCUUGUUGAGUACAACCGCCCGUGGUACGCCCACCUCGUACUGGUGGUGGCGAGCGCCUUCUUUGUCCUGCAUUGGGGCUUCAUCGCGUUAGUCACGAAGCCGUCGCCGCCCUCAGAGCGCAUGGCCGCCUGCGCCGUCGUCUCAUUUGUGGCGUUUGGCUUUGCCUCGGUUUACCUGUUGGCCUUUUUGGCGCUGACGUGGCGACCCGACAGGGAUGAGUUGGAGUUUUUGAUUGAUUUUUCAAGAAAUCGCCCGGUGAUUUACGUACUGCUCGCCGGCGUUGCCUCGCAGCUCUCCCUCGUCGCCGCAUUUAUGUUCUGCGGCAGCAUUGGAAGCCUCGUCUGCUUCUGCUGCAUCCCGCUCGUCCUGACGUUCCUGUACGAGGAGUACAAGCAGCACGCCGUGUCUGUGCUCGACGGCAUCGGGUGCAUCCUCGUCGUCGGGUCCAUCGUUGUCUUCUGCGUCGGCAUUGAGCUCGAGAACGAGACGGAAAUGUACGAGCGCAUCGUGCCGGUUUGCAUCGCACUCGUGGGCGGUGCGGCCAUGGCGUUUUUCCUGUUUCAGGUGCGCACCGUGAGCCGCUCCGUGAGCAACUUGCUCGUCAUGUCGUCCACCAUCACCCUGGCGACGCUGCUGCUCCUCCUCGUCGUGUACGUCACGAGCGCCUUCACCGCCCGCAUCGGCGCCUCCCACCAGACGCUGACGCAGAUCUCCUCCGCGGACUUCCUCAACAUCAUCCUCGGCGCCCUCUUCCUCUUCCUCUCGUGGUUCACGUACCACUGGAGCUCCCUCUUCUUUGACCGCAUGACCCUCUCCGGCAGCUUCUCCCUCGGCGGCCCCAUGUCGCUGCUCGUCUUCCACCUCCUCUCGCUGCCGACGGCGUCGCUGCCGUACGAGGUCGCCGGCGGCGUCGCCAUGGUGAUUGGCUGCGCGCUGGUGCUCUACUCCGGCUACCGCUUCCGGCAGAACGUGGAGGUGCGGAUCGAGCUCGAGCGUGAGUAG